AUGGACUACUGUACUAAGCGGGUCCUGAACGAUCAAGCGUCAAGUCGUGCCCACGAACGUGGAACCCUUGGCUCACGUUACGACGCUCCCAAACGGGUCAAGACCAACGGCGGAGAAAUCAAAACGGAGGGGCUCGAGACCAAGGUGCUUGGGAGCCGACAAGAGAAGAGCACUACGGAUGGCUUGCCGGCUAUCUAUCGCUACUACGAGGCCCCUCGAAAGCGCGUCGUCGGUAACCCGGCCGAUGACAUACCGGCCUUCUUACGGAGCGAACUUUCUCUCGGCGGCCUGGCCGACAUGCUGAAGCAUCUAUGGCUUGCUGGUGCAGAGCGUCCUGCCACCCCGCUGCACUUUCAUGCCGCCAUGGGCCGGGAGAUCGCCAUCGCCGACCGGAUGGACCUGCACCUGCUCUGGGCCGACAAAGGGAGACUCUUCGUCAAGCCCGUCCCGCGCUUUCUUCUUGAUCUGGCCCUUUGUCGCAGCAACCUACGGUGUCCUGAUGGCUGUGCGUGUUGCAGCCCUCUGGCAGACACGUGCCGGGGGAUCGCGCGGAAAGUCGCCUUGGGUUUCCUCUACACGUACGCCUGUCUUGUCUCGUCCGAAAGCGACUUCCACGUCGCCAACGAAAAGCGCCUCCUGCCUCGCAAUGAAGACGGCACGCCAAUCGAAUGGGCAGACUGGAAGACCUUGGCCAGGGAACUCCUCAGAAUGCACGAGCGUGACCCAGAUGUGAUCCACCCACGCUUUCUGCGCGCCGAGCUCCGCCUCUCUCGCGUCAACAUGAUCCAUCGCUUCACCCGCCUCCCUCCCUUCCGUCCCUACCUCCGCGGCCGGCACAACUAUAGCAGCCUCUUCCGCGAUAACCUUGCCUGGUUGGCCGCUGCCGCCGUCUUCGUGGCCCUGGUGCUUACCGCGAUGCAGGUUGGCCUCGCCACGGAGCGGCUCCAAAGAAACGCCACAUUCCAGCAGGCGUCGUACGGCUUCACUGUCUUUGCCAUCCUAGGACCUAUCUGCGCGUUCGGCCUGGUAGCCCUAGGCGCGCUGUUCAACCUCGCCAAUGACCUACCGCCGCUCAUCCGAGGACAGCGCAACCGCACAUCCGAGGACAGCGCAACCGCACAUCCGAGGACAGCGCAACCGCACAGGCGCGAGAUCCCGUGGUGA
Lasiosphaeria miniovina is the source of this 1164-nucleotide messenger RNA. RefSeq lists its product as uncharacterized. The transcript has 4 exons. The coding region runs from base 1 to 1164 and encodes 387 amino acids. NCBI's taxonomy places the organism in Eukaryota, Fungi, Ascomycota, Sordariomycetes, Sordariales, Lasiosphaeriaceae. The record is from RefSeq and is a predicted model, not a curated record.